Messenger RNA from Sphaeramia orbicularis (orbiculate cardinalfish), 2252 nucleotides. RefSeq names its product protein phosphatase 1 regulatory subunit 3G-like. The coding region runs from base 168 to 1283 and encodes 371 amino acids. The record is from RefSeq and is a predicted model, not a curated record. The transcript is spliced from 2 exons. Gene Ontology annotation, cellular component: protein phosphatase type 1 complex. Gene Ontology annotation, biological process: regulation of glycogen biosynthetic process. NCBI's taxonomy places the organism in Eukaryota, Metazoa, Chordata, Actinopteri, Kurtiformes, Apogonidae. Gene Ontology annotation, molecular function: glycogen binding; protein phosphatase 1 binding.
UUCUUUCUCUGUGACGUAUGGCGUUCUGAUCCUGGGCACGAGGAACCCGACGUCAACAUUGUGACAACGAUGACGUCACAUGUUUAUUUACCGACCACCCUGACGCACGACGGCGUGUACGUGGAGACGUUACGUAAUGACAGGACUGAACUGUUUACACCGUGAAUAUGAAGAAAAAACACAAAGUAAAGGAUCAUAAAGCCCAAAGAAAAACACUGAAAUCUGCAACAUUUACAGACAGAAGAAGCACACAGACUGUUUGGUGGCAGAGUUUUACAGAAAAAAAGUGGACCAUCUGGGACCCGGUCCAGGGUCUGCGGGUCCUGGUCUUUGUCCUGGUUCGUGCUGAACUCGGUCACGUCACCAGGUGCGGGUUACGUGACGGGGCGCACCUCCUGGUGUGGGGGGGGCGGGAGCGCGCACCGGAUACAAACCUGCGGCAGUGGGAGUGCGCAGGCCGCCGGGCACAGAUGUCCCGCUCACCUCUGCUCUUCCGCAGCGGCCCCCCGGACCCGGGCCCGGGCCUGGAGAACGGACUGGACCCGGACCAGGACGAAGACCUGGACGAUGAGGUGGACGCGUCCCGGCUGGAGAGGUUCAUGAGGGACCGGCGCAGAGCCCAGUCCCUGCCCGCGUACCCGGCCGAGCUCCUGGAGCGGGUCCCGGAGGAGGAGGAGGGCAGGAAGCGGGUCAAGUUCGCGGACGCCCUGGGUCUGAACCUGGCCAGCGUCAAACACUUCAGCGCCCUGGAGGAGCCGCAGAUCCCCACUAAGGUCCUGUCCCGGCACCGCAGCUUCCCCCCCCCGCAGGACUUCCUGUGCCACGGCCUCAAGUCCGUCCCGGACACGGACCGGCUGGUGUCCUGCUUCCCGGAGCCCCGGGACGCGGACCGCCGGGUCCGGGAUCUGCGGGUCUGUCUGGAGAAGGUGUCCGUGACGCAGUUCGACGUGCGCGGACAGAUCCGGGCUCUGAGCGGCGGAGGGGAGGCGGGGGUCCGAGAGGUGGGGGUCAGGUACACUUUCAAUGAGUGGCUGUCCCACGUGGACGCGCAGGCCCUGCCCGUGUCCGCGGAGCCGCCGCCAGGGCUCGUGGGGCAGCGCUUCGCCUUCACCGUGUACACGCCGCCCGUCAUGGACCCCAGCUCCGCCGUGCACUUCGCCGUGUUCCUGCGGAGCGACGACGGGGAAUUCUGGGACAACAACCAGGGCCACAACUACACCCUGCGGUACCGGUGCAUGCCGGGAAAUGAGGGGUUCGUCAGCGCCGCGUUUCACGCCACCUGAGCGGUGCGUAAAAGCCGUGCGUAAAAGCGCAUCCAAGGCUCCGAAAUGUGUGAAAGAGCUGGUUCCAAAGUGGUGAAGAAAGACAUGAUUUAUGAAACUACACCGAAAAAAAAACAAGUCAUUUAUCUUUAAGAUGAAUUUAAUCAUCAGUUAUUGAUGAAAUUUGAGGCAAUUUUACUUGAAAAUAAAUCUGAUAAUGAACACAUUUAAUGCGUAAAACUGAGGAUUUCAUUCACUUUCCAUCCUGUCACAUGAUAUUUUUACUGAGUUACAUUUGAUGGAGUGUUUAAUGGAAGUUAAAUAUAUAUGUAUCUCUCUUUGGUAAAUUAAUAAAAUGUGGAACAAUUCUUGAAAUGAACUAAAUCUUCUGUAUAGAUUUUGUUGAAGACAGAAACCUUCUCAGUGCUGGUGAGUCUGAAACAUUGGAUGGAUGUGUGAGAAUCCAUGAGCUUCUGUUUCUAAAAGGGUUCAGGUCUGAUCAGAGCUGAAGGACCUGAGCCCAUCUGCAGCUGAAUCCAUCGACUCUUCUCUGGAUCUUUGAACAAACUGAACUUUGAGUGCGAUCCUUCUGGAUGUUUCCACCUGGUUCUGGAGUCCAGUGCAUGAAGACAGUUCAAACACUCAGUCCUUCUCACUGUUUUAAUUCAAUGUUGGUUCUGGAUGUUGGAAAAUGUUCUGAGGUGACCUGAUUCUCAUGAUGAUUUUAUUUAUACAUUUUACAAAACCAGGAAACAAAGUGUUGGAAGCUUAAAUGAUGUUGGUUAUGAGUCAUUUAAAGGAAAAUGAGACAGAAGUGAAAUGAAAUAAAUGAAAAUAUUGGAAGAGGAUGGAGAAUGAAAUGAAAGACGAGAGAGAACAGAUGUGUUCAUUCGACCUAAACCCACUGAUCUGAUUCCACUGAAGGAUGAAGCCACUUUUCAAAUGUGUAUUUUUUCAUGAAUAAAACUAAGAACUGAUGCAUUCAACAUG